Punica granatum (pomegranate) is the source of this 732-nucleotide messenger RNA. The record is from RefSeq and is a predicted model, not a curated record. NCBI's taxonomy places the organism in Eukaryota, Viridiplantae, Streptophyta, Magnoliopsida, Myrtales, Lythraceae.
GAUUUUGACGAUCGUCAUAGUUAGAAUUCAAUUCGCAGAUUUUUGCAGCGGCAGGGAGUAGGCUAAGUGUAUAUCCAUGGAGAAAGCGAAGGAGUAUCUGAGCGUACCUGAGGAUGAGGCGGAGGCCGUGUCGCGACUCACCGUUCCGGCUCGCCCGCCUGGCAACUAUCCGAGCUACUACGAGAGCUUCACUCUGAGGGGCCUCAUAGUCGACCGAGUUGAACGCGGGCUCAUCGUCUGCACCUUCACUGUCCCCUCUCGCCUCGCUGAUCACAGUGGGAACUUGGCGACAGGAGCAAUUGCAAACCUGGUUGAUGAGAUCGGGUAUGCUGUGCUGCACGUCGAGGGUGUUCCAAUAUGCGUCUCAGUUAACAUGUCAAUCUCCUAUCUCUCGACUGCUAAGGCCGGUGAUAAAUUAGAGAUUACCUCAAAGGUCUUAGGACAAAGAGGGGCUUAUUCUGGAACAAUGGUUCUUUUGCGGAACAAAGAGAGUGGGGAGAUUAUUGCUGAAGGUCGACAUUCGUUGUUUAGCCCCCAUGCCAGCAAGCUUUGACUGUUGGAAGAUUUUGCACAGUAUCGCCGAAACAAUGUGCCCAUAAUAUCAACACUUUGAAUCCCUGAUUUAUCAAGAUAUCACUGCAAUGUAUAUCUGGCCUACCUCUUUGGGACCAGUGUAAGUUCGUGAUUGUAAUGAAACUAUUUCUUUAUGCCUGAAAGCAAGUUGUACCUUCA